This is a messenger RNA of Aspergillus steynii IBT 23096, 438 nucleotides long. RefSeq lists its product as uncharacterized. The coding region runs from base 91 to 342 and encodes 83 amino acids. NCBI's taxonomy places the organism in Eukaryota, Fungi, Ascomycota, Eurotiomycetes, Eurotiales, Aspergillaceae. The transcript has a single exon. The record is from RefSeq and is a predicted model, not a curated record.
AUAUCGAAACGAACCUUCCUCAACGGAAUAUGCCUGUUAUUUAUGUCUGAGACAAUUGCAGUGCCUGCUGUACAGGUUUGGAUCGCAUGAAUGCCCUUGCAUGUUUCUUUCUUCCUUUCUGUCUUCUAUUUUUUCACACCAUGUUCCUUUGUUGCUGGACUGUUCGUUCUAUCUAACAAAGGGCUCGUUGACCUUGAAUCCAAUGCAUCCGAGACGUACGGGGACAAAGGCACAUGUAUGCAACCCCCCCCAUUGUUACGUAUAAAGUAUCUUAAACAGAUGCUCUUUGCCGAGGUGCCCAACAGCUAUCUUGCGACCUUUGGGUGCCGAGUUUACCGUUGAAUACAAUGGAAUGGACAACGGUUCAAAGCCAGUUGACAAUGCUCUGGAAAAUGUGUAUAGACUCCAAUUGGAGUCGCAGAACCGAUGAAUGAAAGG